UUAUCUUAUAAGAAGCAAAGGCAUGGAAGAUGAAAUUGACGUCGUAACGGAAUAGAUUCAGAAAUGAUCUUUCAACUGUAACAGUCACUCAAUUCUCAUGGAACUCUCCUCUCCUCCGUCACCUCCGAUCGCCGACAACACCGAUCCCGAGCGCCGCCUUCGUGAAGCGGAGGAGCGUCUCCGAGACGCUAUCGAGGAGCUUCAACGCCGCCAACGACGCGCCGCUGCUCAUGCUUACCACAACCUCCACCACCAUAACAACCUCGACUCCCCGCCCUGCGAUCACGGUCCCGAUGAGUCCUGCAUCGCACACGCUAUUGGUAAUCUCUGCCAGACUUUCCUUCUCUCUUACGGUGUUAGAGUCGGUAUUGGAAUUCUCCUCCGCGCAUUCAAGCUUGCUCGAAGGCAAUCCUACUCCUCUCUCCUUGAUCUCAAGCAACUUGUUUCUGAAAAAGACCUAAUAGUCAGGGAAGAAGCAUGUCGUAUUGGUUUACUUUUUGGUGGUUUCACUGGAUCUUAUCAUGCGCUUAGAUGCUUGUUUAGAAAGUGGAGAAAAAAAGAGACUGCGAUGAACGCAAUUUUAGCAGGUUCAGUUGCUGGUUUCUCAAUUCUGGCACUAAAUGAUUCAAAUAGGAGGCGCACACUGGCUUUAUAUCUAUUAGCUAGGCUAGCUCAGUGCGCUUAUAAUUCUGCAAAAUCUAAGAACAAGUUUCACCUUUGGGGAAGUCAUUGGAGACAUGGAGAUUCUUUGCUGUUUUCACUUGCUUGUGCACAGGUUAUGUAUGCCUUUGUAAUGCGCCCUGAGAGCUUGCCGAAAUCCUAUCAAGAAUUCAUUCAAAAGACCGGACCAGUUGCAGAGCCUGUAUACAGGGCUGUAAGAGAUAGUUGUAGGGGUCAUCCAGUUGAUGUUGCUUCACUACACACCUACUUAUCUCGCAAAGGAAAAUCUGACUAUGUGAAGUUGGAAGAAUUUCCCUCUAUUAUUCCUUGUUCCAUCAUUCACGCAGGAACAAAUUCAUGUUUAGCUCACGAAAUUAAUGCAACAUCAGCAACCUUCAAGAAAACUUUUCCACUUUACUUCUCUCUGACCUUUGUGCCAUUUGUCGUUCUGCACCUACAAAAGUUCACUGGUGCUCCUUUCCACACUUUCUGGGUUGCCAUUAAAGGAGCUGUUCGGUCAACAGCCUUUUUGUCUGCUUUUGUUGGAAUCUUUCAGGGAGUCAUUUGUUUGCAUAGAAAACUUUCUUCAAGAGAUCACAAACUUGUGUAUUGGAUAGCAGGCGGAAUAUCUGCCCUUUCAGUGCUAUUGGAGAAAAAAGCAAGGCGGGGUGAGCUAGCUUUAUAUGUUCUUCCCCGAUCAGUAGAUUCAUUAUGGUAUAUCUUGGUGAAUAGGCACCUACUUCCAAAAAUUAGGAAUGCUGAGGUCUUUUUGUUUUCUCUCUGCAUGGGAGGGAUCAUGUAUUACUUGGAAUACGAGCCAGAAACCAUGGCCCCAUUUCUUAGGGGCCUGAUUCGACGCUUCCUUGCCAGCAGAAUUAGCAGUCCAAGCCUGCCGUCUAAUCAAACUGCUACUCAAACCGCGUGUCCAACUCCAUCUUACACAUACUUACAAGCUCAAGAUGGCAUCACGCCGCCGAAAUUACGAGAGAGAAGGGACAGUGAAUCUUCUUCUGAGAAGUUCAAUCUUGAGUCUAUUCCCGGGCUUUGACAUGGAUUUUGGGUCUUAUAUCUAAAGGGGUUCUGGGAGUAGGGAACCGUCUCUCUGAACUUCUAUUUAUUUAGGCUAUUGGAUAUUCUUCCUGGUAUUCAAUCAUUUCAGCUUACCUAUGCCAACUACUCGAUAUUUAGGGAACCAAAUUCUAUAUAAAUAUCACCAUUGACUCCGCAUUUUUUUAUUGGAUGGCUCGUGAAGAAGUUGUUGAUGUCCAGGUGGAUUGUAAUUUUCUCUUUUUAUCAAACGUUAUUAAGUGCUUGGAUAACAAAAUUGUUGUGGUGUAGUGGUUGGCGAGAUUACUCAAACAAACAAAAAUUGCUUGGAUGUUUAGAUUAUAGCAAUAAGGGAUUUUGCUCCGUGCAAAAUUAGUAAUAUGUAAAUUUUAGUUUUGGUCCUGUACUUUUUCUACUUUGAUUUUUAAGUCAACAGGAUGGGCGAGUUAUAUUUUA
This is a messenger RNA of Vicia villosa (hairy vetch), 2163 nucleotides long. RefSeq lists its product as uncharacterized. NCBI's taxonomy places the organism in Eukaryota, Viridiplantae, Streptophyta, Magnoliopsida, Fabales, Fabaceae. The transcript is spliced from 8 exons. The coding region runs from base 98 to 1708 and encodes 536 amino acids. The record is from RefSeq and is a predicted model, not a curated record.